Messenger RNA from Antechinus flavipes (yellow-footed antechinus), 1821 nucleotides. It is a transcript of the gene NAGK, whose product is annotated as N-acetylglucosamine kinase. Bases 515 to 1540 code for a protein of 341 amino acids. Lineage: Eukaryota; Metazoa; Chordata; Mammalia; Dasyuromorphia; Dasyuridae. The record is from RefSeq and is a predicted model, not a curated record. Gene Ontology annotation, molecular function: N-acetylglucosamine kinase activity. The transcript is spliced from 10 exons.
CAGCACUCUUGCACGCAUGCACACACAGCGCCCAGCAUCAGCAGCACCCUUGCACGCACGCACGCACGCACACAGACAAUGCCCAGCAUCCCCUACCCCCUUCGGACAGGUCAGCGCGCCCCAGCUCCCUCCAGAGAUGCUCGCUCCACAGCUCUGGCCCAUCCCCUGCAGACUGGCCCCGAGCCUCCUUGCUCCAGCAUCACCACUUGAGGCUUGGAACUCUGCCCGCCCCCGCCCGGUCGCGCGCGUUACAGGCACGGCCUCUCCCUCCCCUACAGCGGGGCUCGUCCGCCCCUCUCUCCAGUUCUCCCCCACACUUGUCCCUCCUAGGGGCGGGCCCCCGCUGCUCCGCCCUCCCCGGCCUGGCGGAAAUCAGCUGCGGGAGAGACUCUGAGACUGUCACAUGACGAUCGGUCUGUGUCUGAGCUGGAAGUGACCGCGGUCUCCAAACCGGGAAGAGGAUCGGGGCGCCGGGACCAGUAGCGGGGAGCAGCGCAGGCGCAGAGGAGGCCCCAUGGCGGGGCUCUUCGGGGGCGUGGAGGGGGGGGCCACCCACUCCAAGGCCGUGCUGCUGACCGGGGACGGCGAGGUGGUGGCGGAGGUGUCCGGCCCGAGCACCAACCAGUGGCUGAUUGGCCUGGAGCAGUGCGCGGAAAGGAUCAAUGACAUGGUGAACAGAGCCAAGGAGCAAGCGGGGGUCAGCGUCACCGAGCCGCUCCUCAGCCUGGGCCUGAGCCUGAGUGGGGGGGAGCAAAGCACGGCCGUGACCACCCUGACCCAGUGGCUGCAGAGCCACUACCCCCACCUGAGCGACAGCUACUUCAUCUCCACGGACGCCGCGGGCUCCAUCGCCACGGCCACGGCCCACGGUGGCGUGGUGCUCAUUUCCGGCACGGGGUCCAACUGCAGACUGGUCAACCCGGACGGCUCGGAGGAAGGCUGCGGCGGCUGGGGGCACCUCAUGGGCGACGAGGGCUCCGCCUACUGGAUCGCCCACCUGGGCGUGAAGACCGUUUUUGACACCAUGGACAACCUGGAGGUGUCUCCACAUAGCAUAGACUUCGUUAAAAGGGCCAUGUUUGAUUACUUCAAGGUGUCUGACCGGAUGGGACUCCUCACCCACCUCUAUAGAACCUUCGAUAAAUCCAACUUUGCUGGAUUUUGCCAGAAAAUUGCAGAAGGUGCUCAUCAGGGGGACGCCCUCUGCCACCACAUUUUCCGGAAGGCCGGAGAAGUGCUGGCCAGACACAUACUGGCAGUGCUGCCCAAGAUACAGUCGGAGCUGUUCCAGGAGCCAAUGGGCCUCCCCAUCCUGUGUGUGGGCUCCGUGUGGAACAGCUGGGACCUGCUGGAGGAAGGUUUCGUCAGCACCCUGGCCCAGGGCCGGAAGAUCCAGAGGGCCUUCUCCAAGUUCACGCUGCUCAAGCUGACGCUCUCCUCUGCCCUGGGCGGGGCCAGCCUGGGGGCCCAGGUCAUUGGGCGGAAGCUCCCCCUGAACUACAACAACACAGCGGACCCCUUCUUUCAGCACACCUUCUAGCUGGCCCCUGGAGGGCGGGUCAGUGCUCUUGUUAAUCAGUAAAGAUGGCUGAAAUUACAGAUAAUUACCUCCAGAUCUCUCAGGUAGCUCCAGAAACACUCCCGUGACCCGGAAGUUGGGGCGACUCCGACUCCUCCAGCAAAGGAGUCCCUCCCAUCAGGUGCCUGAGAACCCACCAGAUGUGCGUGGGCUGCUUGAAGCCCCCGCCCCACUUGUGGGAGACUCUGAUUGUUAAGACUUUGUUCCUGAUUUUAAAAUUAAAUCUGCUUCUUUGCAAGGUC